AACUUUUUCUUUUGCCAUAGACCAAUACCAUUAAGCAAGGGGUUUGUGGACCUCAGAUUGGAAAAUACCUUCUCUAGAGACUGUUGUGCGUGACAAUCCCAGGAGAUCAGCAGUGUCUGAGAUGCUCAGAUCACCCCAUCUGGCACCAACAAUCAUUCCACGGUCAAAGUCACUUAGAUCGUGUUCCUUCCCCAUUCUGAUGUUUGGUCUGAACAGCAGCUGAGCCUCUUGACCAUGUCUGCAUGCUUUUAUGCAUCGAGUUGUUGCCACAUGAUUGUCUGAUUAGAUAUUUGCAUUGAGGAGCAAGUGUGUAGGUGUCUCUAGUAAAGUGGAUGCUGAGUAUAAAUCUGAAAUUUGAAGGAAACCGCAGUCUGUUUUGUGAUAUUUUAAUAAUAUGCAGACACUUGGAAAGCCACCAAUUUCUUCAUGGCAGAGCCUCCACUAACAGUGAACGCUUUAAAUUAAGAAUCCUUUUUCAGAACGGAGAAAGAGGGAUUAAUUAAAUUAGUGGUUUUAGGUUGCCAAAGCAGUGGUUGGAAGAGUGAAUAGGUCAAAGGGAAUAUCCGUGAGUUGCCAUAGAGAUCUGUUGUUUCGUUACCAGGGGCAACUGUAGUAUUGGAGGAAGUUGGCUGAGCUUGUAUUAGGCAAGUCCCACGGCCGAGAUGGAAGGCAACCUGCGAUUUGGCAGGACAUAGAAUGGACACGGAGAUGUUUCUAUCAGAGGCACCCCCUUGGAGCUGCGGGACAGCCGGUCCGCUCCCCACUCGGCCAUGUGCUCGCGGGUGCAGUUUCGCCAACAGCUGAUGAGGGAACAGGCGCAGGAGCAGGAGAGGCGCGAGCAGGCGGCCGCCCAGAGGCAGCUGGAGCAGCCCCCCGCCCCUGCCGCCCGGCCCAUCCCUGUCGGCAUGCCGACCACCGCACACGUCCCCGCCAACAUCCUGAAGGUGCAGACCCAUCUGGAAAACCCCACCAAGUACCACAUCCAGCAGUCUCAGAGGCAGCAGGUCAAGCAGUACCUUUCCACCACCCUGGGCAACAAGUCGGCCGCCUCCCAGGCAGUGGCCGCUGCCACCUCGCCCGGACCCCAGGAGCGGACGCCUUCCCGGGCCAGUGGGAGCACCCCCGGCAGCCCCAUGGUCCUGCUCAACGUCGGCUCCAACCCUGAGACGGAGAUUGACGAAGUCAUCGAUGAGAUCAUCAGCCUGGAAUCGAGCUACAAUGACGAUGGUUUGAGUUUGCUGGACAUCGGGGUGCAAAUGCCCAACACGCUGCCAGUGUCUGGGACCCUGCUGAGCACCUACACCAACCCCGGCCUGAGCAACGCUGCCAUCACCAUCAGCAACUCCUGCCCAGCCAAGCUUCCCAACACCAAGGAUGCCGCAGAUGUCGAUAUGAAAGCUUUGAUCAAAGAACGACAGAAGAAAGACAACCAUAACCUCAUUGAGAGAAGACGGAGGUUUAACAUUAACGAUCGGAUCAAGGAGCUGGGAGCCAUGAUCCCAAAAUCAAAUGACCCAGAAGCCCGCUGGAACAAAGGCACCAUCCUAAAGGCGUCGGUGGACUACAUCCGCAAGCUGCAGAAGGAGAGCAGCCGCUCCAAGGAGCUGGAAACCCGGCAGAGGAAGCUGGAGCACGCCAACCGGGUCCUGCUGCUGCGGAUACAGGAACUGGAGAUCCAGGCCCGGGUACACGGCCUGUCGCUGACCUCCCCCUCGGGCCUCAGCACUGCCCAGCUGGCUGCACAGGUCGUCAAGCAGGAACCGUCAGCCGCAGAGUGUAUGUCACUGGCUGCGCCGGUGCCGGGGGCUGAGACAGGCCCACCCUUCGAGCUGGGCUUGGAGCCAGACUUGGGGCUGGGCUUGGGCCUGGGACCAGAGCUGGGCCUGGGGCCCCUCGAUGAGCUGCCCUACCCCCUGAAGCUGGACUCGGGCCUGAGCGAUGUGCUAAUGGAGGGGCCACUCUCGCCGGUGGGGGCAGCUGACCCCCUGCUCUCCUCCGUCUCCCCCGCCAUCUCCAAGGGCAGCAGCCGCCGGAGUAGCUUCAACAUGGAGGAGGAGCCUGGCCUCUAGGCCGAGGGGGAAGGUGGAGAGGUGUAGGGUGAGGGACAGAGGGUGUGCAGUGCAGGAGGCUGACUAUGAGGGCCCCCUUUCCUCAGCCACAAUCUCCUCCCUCCCUGCUGGCUCCCUCCCCUCCCUUGCCCCUCCAGCUCCUUCCCCUCCUCCACGACUCUCCUGCACCAUCCCCCCCGUACUCUUCUUCUCUGCCUCUGUUCUUCCCUGCUUCCCAGUACUCUGCUUUCUAGCACUCUCUAUCCUCACUAUCCCCACCAUUCCUUCCUCCCCCUCCCACCCCCCUGUCCCACGAUCCUCCUGGCAUCUUCCCCAUCCUCAUAGCCCCCUGGCUCAUCUCCCUCAUGGCCCCCUUCCAUCCCCCUCAAGGCUACUCAGCCUUCCUCACAGCCUCCACCCGCCUCCCUCACCACCCCCUUGCCCAUUUCCCUCACGCCUCCCCACCUCCCUCAUGGAUCCCACUUCAUCGUAAUUCUUCUCCCCCGACAGACCUUCUCCCCAUUCCAUCACACCUUCCCCUUCAUUUCCUCCCUUCUCGUCCAGACUCUUCCCUUCAGUCACCUCUCACAACCCACUGAACUAGACUCUACGCCCCUCCCCCUCCCAGUCUGCUCCGUCCCGGGUCCCGACUGUUUCUGAAGCCUCCCAGAGUUGAGUGUCCCGGAUCUCACCGGACCUGGGAGCGGUGCCGCGGAGCCGGCUGUGAAUUUGGGGAGAGGAGGGCGUUAGCUUCUCCCCAAGUGUUGGACAAUUAACGAACGGCUGGACUGUAGCCGUCAAUUUGACCUCUGUCCUGAUGAAGGCAGCGUUUCCUGGUGGCCAGAGUGGAGAUUCGCAAUUUUAUUUUUUAACCAGCAGGGUAUAUUCAUUAUGUAAAUGUGAUUAUUCAGCUAAGAGAUCUGUAAAAUAAAUUUUAUAUACUUCCAACA
This is a messenger RNA of Hypanus sabinus (Atlantic stingray), 2998 nucleotides long. RefSeq names its product transcription factor binding to IGHM enhancer 3a (gene tfe3a). The coding region runs from base 771 to 2069 and encodes 432 amino acids. Gene Ontology annotation, molecular function: DNA-binding transcription factor activity, RNA polymerase II-specific; protein dimerization activity; RNA polymerase II cis-regulatory region sequence-specific DNA binding. Gene Ontology annotation, cellular component: nucleus. The transcript has 9 exons. Gene Ontology annotation, biological process: regulation of transcription by RNA polymerase II. Lineage: Eukaryota; Metazoa; Chordata; Chondrichthyes; Myliobatiformes; Dasyatidae. The record is from RefSeq and is a predicted model, not a curated record.